This is a messenger RNA of Cantharellus anzutake, 1767 nucleotides long. RefSeq lists its product as uncharacterized. The coding region runs from base 205 to 1377 and encodes 390 amino acids. Lineage: Eukaryota; Fungi; Basidiomycota; Agaricomycetes; Cantharellales; Hydnaceae. The transcript has 6 exons. The record is from RefSeq and is a predicted model, not a curated record.
CUUAAAAACACAUAUUUUGGCGCGUCCACAGAGCGAUGUUGAUCUGCUCUCAAACUACUUUCUCCCUCAGCACUUGGGACCGCUACAUGACACAACAAUGAAAAACAACCACGAAAACUUUGUUACAGUCACUACGUCAUUCAAUUCGGGACCGAAAAACUUGCAGAAUUCUUCACCUUCACACCAUCAUCCUGCUCUAGUGCCAUGUCUGAGCCUUUAGCUAAGAAGAGACGAGGAGAAGGUAAUGGGGUGAUCUCCAGCGAAGGGCUCAACGAAGUCCUCUCCAAAGCCAUCAAGAAUCAUGACACGGCUUCACUUGCUCUUCUAUAUAUUCUCGAUGAGUAUGACUUCAGCUUGAGUUCUUUACAAAAAAUCGUUCUGGAGAAGAGUUUGGAUGUAAGCUUUUCAGGUGUUAAGUAUAACGAGAUCGCUCUGUUCGUUGGACUCGACCCUUUUCGAUUCCUCAAAGAUAUUGAAACUUUCGAGCUCCAUCGCUCUCGUAUCCCUACCAACCUUUUAAGAUCCAUUGUAGAAGACAUGGAUAUUAUGUUAAAGCAAUAUGGCCCUCUUUCUGCACAUGAAACCGAGGAGGCCACAUCCCGCUUCCUCUCUCCAAUAUUCCACCGCCUCAUUGCAGAGUUUAGCUUUACUUUCAGGAGCUUCCCAGAGUCCAUCUUAGAGGGCCGUGCUACUAUGAAAGGGAGAAUCGAGUACUACCUCAGGGCGUUUGGCUCCGUCUCUGUUCUUAUCAUCCAGCUCAAGCUGAAAAUCGGAAAUGAUAAGGAGCGUUUGGAUGCUAUCGCUCAAGUGAUAGCCGAAUGUGAUGCAUGCGAUUGGAAAAACUCAACUGAGGGUUUCUUUGUACCUGUGUUCGGGAUUCUUUGGGAUGGCACCUACUUUCAAUUUUUCAAGUUUGUUGGGGCUCCGAAGAUUCCACAUUCGUUUCUUCGAGGAGCCUUCGCCGGUGAUCCUCCAAUGCUUCGAAAGGGCCUCAGUCUUCCAGAGUUGAUUCCCACUGUGACUACCCUUCCUUUCAUCCAGUCUGUACGCUGGAUAAGCGAGACAGUCUUUGACCUGCUGCUAUGCGCUCACCUCUCGAGCAUCGAAGCUUUCCGUGAUCGAUCUGUAAACAGGGGCAAUGUCGCAGGGAAACGAAGGAAGAGCUCUGACAAAUGGGACAAUGCUGUGAAUUCUGCCCGGCAGGCAUUGGAACAUUUUCGAGAUGCUGAGAAAAAACACCAAGAAAUGGACAACGCUGGUGCUGAUCAAGCUGUUUCAGAUGCACAAGUUUUUCUUACAUCCAGCAUAGAAGCAGUGCCCAUGCUCGACGACACCAACGUACUUAUCAUGACCAACUGGGAUGAUGGGCUUGCGUGAACACGAAGAUUUGACUCGCAUCUAAUGUCCAGCUCCAACCGAACGCCAAGCACUCAACCGUUUCCUCGAUUCCUCGCUCUUCAACUCAACCCACAACAGAAACUCUGUCUUCAGAGCUCGAUGUCAACACUCCAUUCACUAGUGAUGCCUCUGAAGCAUUAUCGUGUCUUCAACAUCGUUGCCAGGGAAGCAGGCCAAGUAUUCGAUAAAUUCUGAUUCGUAUGAUAUUCCUUCCAAUAUCGCAUGCGUAAUCUGGCGGUGCCUCACUCUGAAUAAUCAUUGUCAAACAAAGCUGUCUACCAGAUCUUCCCAGUUUCCUCUCCACCCAGCUAUGUGGGCCUUCAAAGGGGUGUUAUUUAACUUUCAAACACAAUCAAAAUCAGAUGUCAU